ACACUUCGCCUCGGUGAAAUCAUUUCCUGGUUGAGUUCCCAUGCUUGUUUUGUGCCUUUUCGCUGUUUAGCAGCACGUUUUUUCACCACAUUCCAAUUUAGUUUUGUAGUGAAUCAUCACAACAUGGCCAAAGACAAGUCUGUGAAAUCUGAAUCGCAUUCAUCCAAACGGAAAAAGUUGGCUCCAGAUACCACAAUGGAUGCUGAGGUCAAAAAGAAAAUGAAAAAGAAGCAGGUAGAGGAGGCUCCUGAGCAGAUUCCUGAUGUCACAAUCACAGAAGCAGAUGCUACAAAACAGAAAAAGGACAAGAAACACAAAAAGAAACCAGUGACAGAGCAAACACACACUCAAAAAGCUAAGAUUUCAGAUCCACCCUGUUGCGGCCCCCCCGAGGGGACACACGAGCUGGAGGGAGAGGAGGACUUGAGUCCCGAGGAGAAGCGGGUCCUCGAGAGGAAGAUGAAGAAGAUCCUGAAAAAGGAGGAGAAGAAGAAGAAGAAGAAGCUCGAAGCGGAGGGAGAGGCGUCACAGAAAACUGAAGCCUCCGGACCCACCGCACCUCAGCACGCUCUGGAUUACCUCACAUGCUGGGCUGAGAACCGUACCGCGUGGAAGUUCCAGAAGACCAGGCAGACGUGGUUACUGCAGCACAUGUUCGACUCUCAGAAGAUUUCAGACGAUAAUUUCUCCGUGCUGCUUCAGUACCUGGAGGGUCUUCGUGGCACGGCGAAGGACACUUCAGUGCAGAAGGCCUUGGCUCUGGUUGAGGAGUCAGGACACACACCAGAUGAUGCAGUCGUCCAGCAGAGGGCGCACAGAGCCAGAGAAGUUAUCCAGCUGCUGUCCUGACCAUCAAGUACAACAGGAGGGCAUCACAUAAUAAACAGAGAGACCAAACUCUGAUCAUCUGUGGACUAAACAUUUAACCAGAUCUCAUCUUUUGACAAACUGUUGCUUCAUGUAGUUUUUGUUUUUCUUUAAAUGAUCCCCAUCGAAUAGUAGUUUAGGGACAGUAGGGACAGAAGAUGACUAUUAGCCCAAAAUGUUAAGAAUUAAGUCAACGUUCAUGGCGACGAGAGACAUAAACAUCCAGACCAAAGAAAAAGAAAAAGAGAAACCUUUGGAGAGGAAAAAAAGUCUUAGGAAUGUUUGUACUCGAGUCAUGUUUGAGCUUGUUGAGGCUCCAGCGUGAGUGAAAACACUGAGAAUAACUGUUCUUACCCAGGCGAGGUAUAAACACAAAGAGACAAAUCCACAUUUAUGUUAAAUAUGUCAAUUACAGAUUUAUAUUUGCAUGAAAAUACAGCACGACUGACCUUUUUUAAAUAUGUUUCUGUCUCUGUAUGAAUCCGUACAUAUAAAGAAACUAUCCUCCA
This is a messenger RNA of Solea solea (common sole), 1376 nucleotides long. RefSeq lists its product as uncharacterized. The record is from RefSeq and is a predicted model, not a curated record. Lineage: Eukaryota; Metazoa; Chordata; Actinopteri; Pleuronectiformes; Soleidae. Bases 124 to 849 code for a protein of 241 amino acids. The transcript is spliced from 6 exons.